Messenger RNA from Dunckerocampus dactyliophorus (ringed pipefish), 3158 nucleotides. It is a transcript of the gene srd5a3, whose product is annotated as steroid 5 alpha-reductase 3. The record is from RefSeq and is a predicted model, not a curated record. Bases 17 to 967 code for a protein of 316 amino acids. Gene Ontology annotation, cellular component: endoplasmic reticulum. Gene Ontology annotation, biological process: dolichol-linked oligosaccharide biosynthetic process; polyprenol catabolic process. The transcript is spliced from 5 exons. Lineage: Eukaryota; Metazoa; Chordata; Actinopteri; Syngnathiformes; Syngnathidae. Gene Ontology annotation, molecular function: 3-oxo-5-alpha-steroid 4-dehydrogenase activity.
ACACCACAGAUGAAAAAUGACUUGGAGUUAUGUUAGUUUCCGCCUCAUUGAUUUUGUGUGGUUAGUUUUGUCUUUUUCGUUCUUUGUGGCACUUGGAACUCACGUAAUCUUAAAACGUUUGCCCCAAAAAUACGAAACGUGUCGUGUUUACGUGUUGUUCCAGGAUCUGAUUCGAUACGGAAAGACUAAACAGAAUCUAAGACGCGACGACUGGUUGUGUGUGUUUGACGUCCCAAAGAGGUGGUUCUGGCACUUUUACGCCACUUCCCUUGUUUGGAAUGGUGGUCUUCUGUUGGCAUUCAGCCUGAACAUCACUUUACGGCAACAGUUAUGUCCACAAUGGCUCACGAGCUUAAUAAAUGUCCUAUCUGGAUCAAAGGUCUUAGGAAAUGAAGCUCCUCAUCUUUGCACAGUCCUGGUGCAGCUGCUGCUGUGGUUGCAUUCUCUCAGGAGGCUUCUGGAGUGUCUCUAUGUCAGCAUCUUCUCUGAUGGUGUCAUCCAUGUGGCGCAGUACAUCUUCGGACUGGGCUACUACUUCCUGCUGGGGGUGACUGUGCUCUGCUCGGACCGCCUAAAGAAAGGGAAUGGAACUCUCUUAUCCCAGCUGGAGUGGUUUCACUUUGCAGGAAUUGUGCUUUUUAUUCUGGCUUCUGUGCUGCAACAUCAGUCCAUGGUCCUUCUGGCUGGACUCCGCACAGGAAAGUCAGGAAAGGUGGAGACUCUGGCUCACAGGCUGCCAAAGGGGGGCUGCUUUGAACUGGUGUCAUGCCCUCAUUACUUAGCAGAGUUGCUCAUCUACGUCUCCCUGUGUUUAGUUUUGGGAGGGCAGUCUCUCACUUGGUGGCUCGUGGUCCUGUACGUGCUCUUCAACCAGGCGCUGGCCGCCCAGCUUUGUCAUGAGCUCUACGUCAGUAAAUAUGAGUCCUACCCUAGGCAGAGAAAAGCUUUUAUACCUUUUGUGAUGUAAAGUGUUAAGUAAAAUGAUGUGUUCUGUUCUUCAAAAACUGUUGGAGGUUUUUAUCAAUUACAUUUAUAUAUAUAUAUAUAUUGGGGCUGACAAAUGAUUGAAAAUUUUAAUCACAUAAUCAGUUUUCAAAUUAAUUAAUCAUGAUUAAUUACCAUUUGCAACUAUGUGUUAAAUAUGCCCAUUUUACUGUUAUGUUAUGUCAGCCUCUGUGUAACCGUGGAGAGCGAAAAAAAAAAAAACGUAUAUAUAUGUAUAUAUAUAUAUAUAUAUGUAUAUGUAUUUAUUUUACAGCUUUGCAUAUCUCAACCUACUUUGGAUUGGAUCCAUUUUUUUAAGUGAGUAAACUGUCAAAGUGGGUCCUGCAUCAUUGAAUUAUUCUGUGAAGAGGGAUAUGACUGCUUUUUUUCCCCUUUCAAACAUUUUUUUCUACUGUCAUUAUCACUAAUUAUCAUCAGAAAAACAUAACAAACAUACCUGCAAUUUAUAGUUACUAUAUACAGUGGUGUGGAAGAGUGCUUCCUGAUUUCUUUUUUUUUUUGUCACACUUAAAUGUUUCAGAUCAUCAAGCAAAUUGAAAUAUUAGUCAAUCACAACACAACACAAAAUGCAGUUUUUAAAUGCAACUUUUUAUUAUUUACUUUUUAUUAUUAAGGGAGGGAAAGAAAUCCAAACUUACAUGGCCCUGUGUGGAAAAAGCGAUUGGCCCCUAAACCUAAUAACUGGUUGGGCCACCCUUAGCAGCAACCACUGCAAUCAAGCAUAUGCAAUAACUUGCAAUGAGUCUCUUACUGGGCUGUGGAGGAAUUUUGUUGUAAUUCAGCCACAAUGGAGGGUUUUGGAUCAUUGUCCUGCUGAAGAAUCCAAGUUUGUUUCGGCUUGAGGUCACGAACAGAUGACCGGACAUUCUCCUUCAGGAUUUUUUGGUAGACAGCAGAAUUCAUGGUUCCAUUUAUCACAGGAUGUCUUCCAGGUUCUGAAGCAGCAAACCAGCCCCAGACCAUCACACUACCACCACCAUAUUUUACUGCUGGUAUGAUGUUCUUGUUCUGAAAUGCGGUGUUACUUUUAUGCCAGAUGUAAUGGGACACACACCUUCCAAAAAGUUCAACUUUUGUCUCGUCAGACCACAGAGUAUUUUCCAAAGGUCUUUGGGAUCAUCAAUACCGGUAUGUUUUCUGGCUAAAUUGAGACAAACCUUAAUGUUCUUUUUGUUUGGCAGUGGUUUUGGUCUUGGAACUCUGCCUUCCAGCACUGACCUUAACUGAGGCAAGUGAGGACUGCAGUUCUUUGGAUGUUGUUGUGGGGUCUUUUGUGACCUCUUGGAUGAGUCGUAAUUUUGGUUGGCCGGCCACUGCUGGGAAGGUUCACCACUGUUUUCGCCAUUUGUGAAUAAUGGCUCUCACUGUGGUUCUCUGUAGUCCCAAAGACUUAGAAAUGGCUUUGUAAACGUUUUCCAGACUGAUAGAUCUCAAUUAAUCUCAAUUAAGUUAUGUUAACAGGGGGCCAAUCACUUUUUCACACAGGGCCAUGUAGGUUUGGAUUUUUUUUCCUCCCUUAAUAAAAAGUUUCAUUUAAAAACUGCAUUUUGCGUUCAGUUGUGUUGUCAUUGACUAUUUCAAUUUGUUUGAUGAUCUGAAACAUUUAAGUGUGACAAACAUGCAAAAAAUAAUAAAUCAGGAAGGGGACAAACCAGUGGCGAAGCCAGAAAUUUUUCAUUGGGUUGGCCAAGGUGAGACCAUUACUCACAUAGGGGUGGCAAUAAGUUGAUACCUGAAGGCCAUCUAUAGAUGGCGAGUGGGGUGGCCGGAGAGUGGCCUGGGUUUGGACACCCCUGAUAUAGAUAAAUCAAUAUACUGUUUUAAUCCCGUGACAUGUCUUAAAAAGUAUCCUAAAAUUCACACACACUUGUAUACUGUACCUUUUUAAAUACAGUAUGUGAAAGCUACAUAUGAGCAAAAAGAAAACAUUGACGGCUUAAAAAGUUAGUAAAGUUUAAUAUAGUAUAUUAUAUGGUAGUAAAUAUAGUAUGGAUAUGGUGAGGUUUUUACAAACUGUGCAAUUUAAGAGGUUUAUCGUAAAUAAAUAUGGGCAGUGUAUGAUACAUGUAUUAAUAUACAUACUCUUGGUUUCGGGGUUAUUUCCUCAGAUAAUGUGCGUGUGUGCCUAAUGAAGUUUCACUUGAAUGUGUAUU